AUGGGUCACGUCGUCCUGCCUGCCCUUAUUCCAGACAUUCGUCGUGUCUACGAUGUGUAUUUCGCCGCAUUCGAGCACGAUUUGAUGGGCCGAAUCAUGUUGGAUAUUAUAUUCCCUGGCUCGCAAAUCACCGCUGAGGGAUUCAGAAAGGCUCACACGGCCGGGACGUUGCAGUACUGGCACACCAGUACCGAGCAGUACACUGUGAAAUGUGUCGACACCAGCAGUGGCGAAACCAUCGGCAUGGGCCUCACCGAUGUCUAUCUCCGGGAGAGAUCUCCAGAGCAGCGUCGAAACCACGGAGUGACUUGGUUGGAAGGCGAACAUCGGGAACGCGCCGAGAAGGUGUUGAAUCCACUGUGGGAAAUGAGGGAAAAGCUGUUUGGUGGCCGGCCGUACAUCUACUGCCACGUUAUUGCGGUGGACCCCAAGCAUCAGGGGCGCAAGGCCGGCAAGGCGCUCGUUCAGUGGUGGAAUCAGCUCAGCGAACUCACCGGCCUGCCUGCGUACUUGGAAUCGUCUCCCUCAACCGCCAACCUGUACAAGAAGAUGGGGUACGAACUGCUGCCCGAAAAAAUCACCCACAAGGCCGAGGUUCUGGGCACAGAGACGGAUAUCGAGGUGCCUUUGAUGGUCAAGAUGCCGCCUGCUGCUGGAGGCAUGACGUUCGACGAGUGGCGGCAGAAGGGCUAUCCCGAGUUUCCAGCCCUGCCCUUGGCUUCACCAUAA
Molecule: messenger RNA, 729 nt
Organism: Ustilaginoidea virens
Lineage: Eukaryota; Fungi; Ascomycota; Sordariomycetes; Hypocreales; Clavicipitaceae
Exons: 2
Coding region: 1-729 (242 amino acids)
Molecular function (GO): acyltransferase activity, transferring groups other than amino-acyl groups
Source: RefSeq, a predicted model, not a curated record